Messenger RNA from Aaosphaeria arxii CBS 175.79, 330 nucleotides. RefSeq lists its product as uncharacterized. The record is from RefSeq and is a predicted model, not a curated record. The transcript has a single exon. NCBI's taxonomy places the organism in Eukaryota, Fungi, Ascomycota, Dothideomycetes, Pleosporales. The coding region runs from base 1 to 330 and encodes 109 amino acids.
AUGCAAAUCCCAAAACUUAUCCCGCUCCUCUUCCCCCUCCUCCUCACUCCCGCCUCCGCCCUCAUCGGCGAACACUACGCCUGCAACGACUCCUUGUACGGCGGCCCAUGCGAGACCUUCGCCACACGGCUCGGCGUCUGCGCGAACUACCCUCCCGGCUUCAGCGAUAAGAUCACCUCGAUCAAGAUCAGCAAGGGGCAGUUCUGCAACUUCUACGACAAGCUGGAUUGCUAUGGCACCGCUCUGAGGGUGGAUCACCCAGGGACGGCGAAUCUUAGGGGGAAGAGGUUCGAUAAUAGGGCUAGGAGUUGGAAGUGUUGGGAAUUGUAA